This is a messenger RNA of Arabis nemorensis, 234 nucleotides long. Lineage: Eukaryota; Viridiplantae; Streptophyta; Magnoliopsida; Brassicales; Brassicaceae. The record is from the annotation of a GenBank genome assembly.
AUGGAAAAUGGAAAAAAAAAUAGUGGCGAUCUUGUCAAGCUGAUUCCAGGUCGAGUUCCACCUGCACGACUUGCUUAUGACACAAACGACAGUACCCGUAAGGUUCACAAUCUGUUAAGCCUAUACAACAAAAUCGAUGUACCGAACGACCGGAUAAUAUUCAAGAUUCCUGCAACCUGGCAAGGUUUGAGGCUGCAAAAUUGCUGGAGUCCGAGUUUACUCAAACGCACUUGA